CGCGCUUGUCCCGCGCUGCCGCACCACUCCACCGCACGCAGCAUCUAUAAAAUAAAACCGAAAAUAUCGAAUAUUCUUCACUUAAAACGGACUGUCUUACAGAAAAAUUGAAUAUAUCAAUCUCAAAAAGCACGUGUUCUGUUUUAUAUUUGGCGCGAAUCGUGAACUGUCUCCACGUUUUUCCGGCGAGUGAUCAAAGUCACUAGCGCGAAAUUUCACUUUUUACUGAUUGAAGUCUGGUGUCUGUCUGCGCGCACCAUGGCUAUUAUUUGACUCCAAUCGCCUAUAAUGAUCAUACAGAAGUGUAAGCUACGGACUGUAAACUUACGACUAGUAUCCAACUACAAGCACAAAGCGCUUAAUUUAAGAGGGUUUUUAAAUUUUGUUAUUGUCAUGAAAACACGGUAACAGUGUAAACAGAGAAAAUAAAAUUCAUUAAAUUAAAAUGAGUGAAGAAAACAGACUGUUUGUGAAUUCAGCCAAGAUGAACGCGCGGUGUUCUAUAUUCAAACUCGUGCUAUUCCACAUGCUGGUUGCGUGGUGCGGGGCGAUGAACGUGCCGAGAAUUGAUAUAGUCGGGACUCUUGAAGGUGAAGUCCAGGAUAGCAUAAGGAACUUUGUACAUAAUGGUAUCUACUCACACCGACACCUGGAUCCUUCCCAAGUGCAAGUGGUGAUCCCCAAGAAGGUGUCGCACGAUGGCGCGCUACUGUCCAACACGGUCGAUCAUUCCCAUGCUCACGGCCACGCGCGGGCGCGGCGGGACCUGUACGGGGUUGACCACGAGCUUCCGCAUGAAUUGCAUUAUAACCUCACAGUGGAUGGACGGGAAUUUAGACUGGAUCUAAGGCCGUCUGUAACCUUCAUAACCCCUGCGAUGGUGGUGGAACGGCACACGGCACAAGGGCGAACGCGGGACCAGCCCUAUGCAGGUGCCACAUCAUGCCACUACACCGGCUCCGUGCGCGGACAACCGAACUCCAACGUGGCACUCUCCGCCUGUGACGGACUUGCAGGCCUGCUUCGAACGGAAUAUGGAGAAUACUGGAUUGAACCAUCCAACCAACUAGAUAUCGACGACGCUGGUGGACGACCACAUGUUAUGUUUAAGCGAUCCGCUGUGGACAAGGUAGCAGCUUACCACAGAGCGAAGAGAGCUGUUAAUAGCAUUAGAAAACCAUACAAUACCAACACUAAUCCUACAUACAAAGAACAAGAACAAAGAAAAUAUGAAGUACGGAGAUUAAGAGAAAGCAAAGAGGCUAAAGACAAAAAAAGGAGACAAUACUUAGAAGAUAGACGGAGACGACUGGAAGCUCUAAGACGCAACCCUACCGAUUUUAGAAGACAACAAUGGAAAUUACGUAUGGAACAAAGACGAGCACAUACAUAUCCAAGUGCAUCGAAAAGCUCAAGUAGUUCUAUGGAAGCAAAAUCAGAAGCGAACAAGUCUUACGAACAAUUGAUUCAAUCGAGGAACAUAAAUCGAAAAGCAAGUAGCGAACAAAAACCGAGCAGAAUUAGAAAUAGAAAGAAAAGCCGAGGAAAGAAGAGGAGGAAGAGGAACUGUGCAACAAAACAACCACCAUAUCAGUGGAGAACACAAAAUAAGUUGAACGGUCCAGUAGAAAACAGAAUCGAUAGAAGAAACAAAAUUGAUAAAAAUCAUUAUCGAAACCCUAAUCAGUAUCACCUAUCUAAUCGCGGCGGCUUCGAAAUGAGACGGUCAAAGCGGUCUGUGAGCAAGCCUCGACAUGUUGAAGUUCUGCUAGUGGCCGACCGCUCCAUGACUGACUUUCAUAACCAGGGCAAUUUGGAGACUUAUCUUCUCACUAUCAUGAACAUGGUAUCAUCACUUUACAUGGACCCAUCAAUCGGUAACUACAUCAAAGUAGUCGUAGUGAAGAUUAUUCUAGUGGAAGAGAUGGAAUCAGCUUCUAACCUGAAAGUGUCUUCAAGUGCCGACGAGACCCUCACCUCUUUCUGCAGGUGGCAGCAAAGUAUGAACCCUGACAACGACGAAAACCCUCACCAUCACGAUGUAGCUAUUCUAGUGACGAGACAAGACAUCUGCAGCCAGCACGACACUCCUUGUAGCACAUUAGGAGUGGCACACGUAGCUGGUAUGUGCAAGCCGGACCGAAGUUGUUCCGUGAAUGAAGAUAAUGGCAUUAUGUUGGCGCACACCAUCACUCACGAACUCGGGCACAAUUUCGGACUGUACCACGACACGGAGAAGAUCGGGUGCCACCGGCGCGCCGGACCAACGCUGCACAUCAUGACGCCGAUCUUCGAAGCUGAUACGGUGCAGGUGGCCUGGUCGCGCUGCAGCAAACGUGACGUCACCAACUUCUUGGAUGCCGGACUUGGCGAAUGCCUCAGUGAUAAACCGUCACAAGAAGAGUACGUGUAUCCCGAGGUCCCAGCUGGAGUUACUUUCGAUGCGGCUACGCAAUGUCAUCUGCAGUUCGGGUCGGAAGCCAUUGUGUGUGCGAAGCCAUCGGAACUAUGCGAGCAUCUGUGGUGCGUCGUUAACAACACUUGCAAAACCAUGUUGCGGCCAGCAGCGCCUGGAACCACCUGCGGACCAGAUAUGUGGUGCCAAAACCUGACGUGUGUGGCACGACGCCCGUCGCCGACGCCGGUGAACGGCGGCUGGGGCGACUGGUCGCCUUGGAGCGAGUGUUCGCGCUCCUGCGGCGCAGGAGUCUCCAUGCAAACCAGAGAAUGCAACAACCCCGCCCCAAAGUACAAUGGCGAUUAUUGUACAGGGAAUCGCAGCCGGUACGCAGUAUGUAACACGGAUCCGUGUCCACUCAACAAGCCGUCGUUCAGAGAAGUGCAGUGUACGAAGUUCAACAACAUAACUUACAACAACGAAACGAUUUCGGAGUGGAUGCCUUACUUCGAUCCAGACAAACCGUGCGAUCUUCAGUGCGUGCCACGCAAUGGAGACAAUGAGGUGGAGAUGAUCGGAGGCUUCGUCGCCGACGGCACGCCCUGUAAGGAGAGCCUCGGUUCCAGGGACAUGUGCAUCGCCGGCGUGUGCUACAAAGUGGGCUGCGACUGGGUCGUGAACUCGGACAUGGUGGAAGACGCGUGCGGCGUGUGCGGCGGCAACGGAUCCGCCUGCAAAACUGUGCAGGGCAUCUACAACAAAGGCACUACCAAGCAGUCCGGAUACAGUGAGGUCGCAGUCAUACCAGCCGGUUCAAAAAACGUUAAGAUUCAAGAGAAAGUCAGUCCUGGAAAUUAUAUCUCUAUCGGUAGUGCCAAGUCAAAGAAGCUUUACCUUACGGGAGCCCGAAACACAACGUUUACGGAAUAUUUUGUAGCGGGAUCUCAAGCUGUAUAUGAAAGAAAUCGGGACUGGGAAAAAGUUAGAAUUGCCGGACCCAUCGCUGAGGAUAUUAAAGUUUACCAACUUAUAUUCAGCAAGCAUCGUAACCCCGGAGUGACGUACCAAUAUACGGUAGACGCAAACAGAACGUCAGUGCAACAUCGGCCGCGGCCGCUGUUCAGCUACCGCCUAUCCGAUUGGUCGCCGUGCUCCGGCAGCUGCGGCAAAGGACAUAUGAGACGGCACUUGCAAUGCAUUGACUCACAUCACCGAGUGGUGGACGAGGCGCAGUGCUACCACAUCGAGCCGCCGCGACACGAGGCCAUGAUGCAGGAGUGCGAGCUGCCCGCCUGCCCGGCGACGCACUGGCGGGUGAGGUCGUGGCUGCCCUGCGAGAAGUCCUGUCACAUGCCGGGCGUAGAAGCAAAGAAAAGGCGAAUCGUUUUCUGCGUGGAUAGAAUAAAAAACAGAGUGGUCCACGACCAAGAGUGUGAUCCUGCGAGUAAACCUGCAAGCGUUAUCAAAUGCGCAGACAUGCCCGCUUGUUAGUAAUGAACAUGACAUCGUUGAAGUUUAUUUUUUAUUGAAAGGUUACUGCCGUUAACCAACAUCGAAAAUGGCCCAGAGUCAAAAGCAUUUAAUAUUGCAUCAAAAGAGAUGUUGAUCAAACAUAUUUUUAAGGAAAUAAUGUGUCUUAUUGUCUGUCACUUCCAUUUUGUAGUGAAGAAAAGAAGUGAGUAUAUAAUACAUUUUUAUUAUUACUUCACAAUGGACUCCGGUCUUGCAAAAGUUAAUAAAUUCUGUUUUGAUCGUGUGAAUGUGAACUUUUUCUAGUGCUUGUUAAUAAGUCAGUGACUUACACUCUUUAAAAAGUAACCCAUCGAUAGACUUAGCAUAUACCUAAGUCUUAACGUUAGUGCUAGAUUAAGGUGACCGAGAGAGGAAGAAGAAUCUCACGUAAAGCUCUCCAAUUACCACUUAAGUUUGGGCCACACUUAUUAGCACGCGUUCGCAGUUUUUGUAUCAGGAUACCACACACGGCAACCUAUCACAAACACGAAUUUCAUUUUUCCGUAUCUCGUUAUUCCGAACACUUUUCUACUUUUUCAUUUGUGCGUUAACUGUUUUGGUAUUAAUUUGUAACACAAAAAUACCUUACAGCAGAAUUAUCGUUUGCCCGACUACUGAAAACUAUUAUUAGAAUAAUUAUUACAUAUGUAUGUAUAUGUAUUCUUUUAGCACAAGUUUGUUUGGUCAAUUCAUGUUUAUUAACAAUAUACUGAAUUAGUCAAACGGAAUGUUGGGGAAAUGAGAAUCGGGAAAUGAAUAACUUGUCAUUGUGUCAAAAUAGUGAAACAUUAAAUAGUGUAAUGAAAAAAAUCACAACGAGUUUUCGAACAAAUGAAACAAAAUCUGUUAAAUAAAAGCCGAAAGGUUUUCGAAGAAACAAAAUUCUGUAAAUCAUUCUUCUAAUUUGUGACAGGUAACUCUCACUUUCCUGAUUAGGAGACUACAGUACCUCAGAUGGCAUUGGUUGAUUCCGCAUAGCAGUUGAAUCAAUCACUGGGGGAAAAAAUAUAUAUAGUAAAAUUGAUUACUGUACGGUGUGAGAACACGAUACCUAAAAACAUUCAUGAUAAAAAAAACACAAAUUUACCUGAAAAUUUCACAAGAACACCACUGUAUUCAAUAGGUACAGGUCCUUUACAUAUACCAAUUUUUUUAUACCAAUUUUUUUUUAAUGUGAACUGAGCUAAAUCGAACACGUAUGCUAUACGACAUACAUUUUCCUAAUGGCUUUAAUUUCGUAGAUAGAAAAACAAAUUCUGGAAUAAAGCCAGUAUCCCUUCCACUCGACCUAAUUUUCCUUGAUUUAGUUGAUAUUUAAAAAAAGAAAUGCAUCGUUCUUGUUAGCACCACUGCCAUGCUAUUGUACGCUGAAGCGUACGAUAUGCCACAGUGCUGGUCCUGUCAGUCAGUGUCAGUUUUUUUUUGUUCAUCAUAACCUCAGCAGGAGCCCCUCCAAUUGCAGUGCUGUCAUAGUAAAUAAAUAAUCAGUAUAGUUACUCCUAACCUACUUACUUUUUACUGCCCGUAAGCGAAAUCAACCGAUAAGCAUUGUAAAAAAGGUUUAAACCUUUCAACCUAAACCUCGGCCCUGCCCGCUAUUUUGAUAAAUGGGGGUUGAUGUCGUUCGCGUCCGCGGGCUGUUUUUUACCCUAGUUUCCCCGCACGUGAUCCCUGGGUGGUGCCAAACGAAC
Messenger RNA from Hyposmocoma kahamanoa, 5601 nucleotides. RefSeq names its product A disintegrin and metalloproteinase with thrombospondin motifs 7 (gene AdamTS-B). The record is from RefSeq and is a predicted model, not a curated record. The transcript is spliced from 20 exons. Gene Ontology annotation, molecular function: metalloendopeptidase activity. Gene Ontology annotation, biological process: proteolysis; extracellular matrix organization. Gene Ontology annotation, cellular component: extracellular matrix. NCBI's taxonomy places the organism in Eukaryota, Metazoa, Arthropoda, Insecta, Lepidoptera, Cosmopterigidae. The coding region runs from base 446 to 3889 and encodes 1147 amino acids.